This is a messenger RNA of Crotalus tigris (Tiger rattlesnake), 5509 nucleotides long. RefSeq names its product nicotinamide nucleotide transhydrogenase (gene NNT). The record is from RefSeq and is a predicted model, not a curated record. Gene Ontology annotation, molecular function: NADP binding; NAD binding. Gene Ontology annotation, biological process: NADPH regeneration; proton transmembrane transport. The transcript is spliced from 22 exons. Bases 310 to 3570 code for a protein of 1086 amino acids. Gene Ontology annotation, cellular component: mitochondrial inner membrane. Lineage: Eukaryota; Metazoa; Chordata; Lepidosauria; Squamata; Viperidae.
GGCCGGCCUGGGGCAGACCGUUGCUCGCUGCGGAUGCCCUGGGGUGGGGACGAAAGCGGUUCGUCCUUUAAUCCCCCGCGCGAGGGCCAUCCCGCCGGCAAGCAGCCUUGAGGUUUUCUGGAGGAUUUUCCUUGCACUCGUUGCAUCUCCCCCCAGUGCAGCCGAGCGCCCACCAGAGAGGUACCGGGAGGGGAGGGAGAAGCGAUCGCAGGAAAACCUCAGCCGUCUCCUGACUGUGACCGAGCGCAGGACAAAGAGGCAGCUGUGCAACUUCCUAACGUGUAAUCUUGCUUGCUGGAUUUGGGCAAUAUGGCAGGCAUCCUGCGUACAGUUGUUACUAAUUUCUCCGAACCCCUUUUCAACAAUGUGAUAUGCCAUAAGGUGAAGAUUGCGAAGGUGCCAAGCUUGCGGACAUUCCUUACCCACCAGGUUCUCUGGUGUAAAGCAGCUAUCAAACCAGGUAUUCCAUAUAAGGAACUGAGUAUAGGUGUUCCAAAGGAGAUCUUUCAAAAUGAGAAAAGGAUUGCCUUGUCACCAGCUGGAGUUCAAGCACUGGUUAAGCAGGGUUUUAAUGUUAUUGUGGAGUCAAAUGCAGGAGAGACGGCUAAGUUCUCUGAUGACCACUAUAGACAGGCUGGGGCACGGAUUCAGGGCACCAGGGAAGUACUGGCUUCUGACAUAGUUCUCAAGGUGAGGGCUCCAAUGUUUAAUUCUGUACUUGGUGUCCACGAGAUUGAGCUUUUAAAAUCACAUAGUACUCUGAUCAGUUUUAUCUAUCCAGCUCAAAACCCAGAUCUGCUGAACAAAUUAGCAGAAAAAAACACCACCGUCUUGGCUAUGGAUCAGGUUCCACGUGUGACCAUUGCUCAGGGAUAUGAUGCUCUCAGCUCUAUGGCCAACAUUGCUGGUUACAAGGCAGUUGUACUUGCAGCUAAUCAUUUUGGUUGCUUUUUCACCGGUCAGAUCACGGCAGCAGGCAAAGUUCCUCCAGCUAAGGUUCUGAUCAUUGGAGGUGGAGUUGCUGGAUUAGCAUCUGCAGGAACAGCUAAAUCAAUGGGAGCUGUAGUUCGUGGAUUUGAUACCAGAGCUGCUGCAUUAGAACAAUUUAAAUCAUUGGGUGCUGAGCCUUUGGAAGUUGACAUGAAGGAAUCUGGGGAAGGCCAAGGAGGAUAUGCAAAAGAGAUGUCCAAAGAAUUUAUUGAAGCUGAAAUGAAACUCUUUGCUAAACAGUGUGAAGAAGUUGAUAUCAUUAUUACAACAGCACUUAUUCCCGGUAAAAAAGCUCCGAUCCUCUUUCGAAAAGAUAUGAUUGAAUUGAUGAAGGAAGGGUCAGUAGUUGUAGAUCUAGCUGCUGAAGCAGGGGGAAAUAUUGAAACUACGAAGCCAGAUGAACUCUAUGUUCACAAGGGGAUCACGCAUAUAGGUUACACAGACCUGCCCAGCAGAAUGGCAACCCAAGCUAGUACCUUGUAUUCAAAUAACAUCACAAAGCUCUUGAAAGCCAUCAGCCCAGAUAAAGAAAACUUUUAUUUUAACAUAAAGGAUGAAUUUGAUUAUGGUACUCUUGACCACGUUGUUAGAGGAACAGUGGUAAUAAAGGAUGGGAAAGUGAUUUUCCCAGCACCACCUCCUAAGAACAUUCCUCAGGCAGCACCUGUGAAGCAGAAGACAGUAGCAGAGCUAGAAGCAGAGAAAGCUGCUACUAUUACACCUUUUAGGAAAACAAUGACCUCUGCUUCUGCCUAUACAGCAGGAAUUGCUGGCGUGCUUGGGCUGGGUAUUGCCUCUCCCAAUUCAGCUUUCACUCAGAUGGUGACAACCUUUGGUUUGGCUGGGAUUGUUGGAUACCAUACUGUAUGGGGUGUGACUCCUGCACUCCAUUCACCACUCAUGUCAGUGACUAAUGCCAUCUCAGGACUGACUGCUGUUGGCGGAUUAGCACUGAUGGGAGGGCAAUACUUACCUGGAACUCUACCUCAGGGCCUUGCUGUUCUUGCUGCUUUUAUUUCCUCUAUCAAUAUUGCAGGUGGUUUUCUGAUCACUCAGAGAAUGCUGGAUAUGUUCAAGCGCCCUACUGACCCUCCUGAAUUCAACUAUUUAUAUUUGUUGCCUGCUGCUUUGUUUAUAGGAGGAUAUGGAACAGCACUGCAAAGUGGUUAUAACAUUGAACAGAUGAUGUACCUGGGUUCAGGAUUGUGCUGUGUUGGUGCUCUGGCUGGCCUUUCUACCCAAGGAACAGCUCGACUUGGCAAUGCUUUGGGUAUGAUAGGUGUUGCUGGAGGUUUGGCAGCUACCCUGGGAAGUCUAAAACCAUCCGUUGAGCUUCUGGCCCAGAUGUCGGGUGCGAUGGCCCUUGGUGGCACCAUAGGUCUGACAAUUGCUAAACGUAUCCAGAUUUCAGAUUUACCUCAGCUAGUGGCUGCUUUCCAUAGCUUGGUUGGCUUGGCUGCUGUUCUCACUUGUGUAGCAGAGUACAUGAUUGAAUUUCCCCAUUUUGCAACUGAUCCAGCUGCAAGCCUCACAAAAAUUGUGGCCUAUCUUGGCACAUACAUAGGAGGUGUAACCUUUAGUGGCUCUCUUGUUGCUUAUGGAAAACUACAGGGUAUACUGAAUUCUGCUGCACUCCUCUUACCAGGACGACAUUUACUGAAUGCUGGUUUGUUAACAUUAAGCAUAGGUGGAAUGGUUCCGUACAUGAUGGAUCCAAGUUACACAACAGGGUUGACUUGCUUAGGAUCUGUGUCUGCCCUGUCUGCUGUAAUGGGAGUUACUCUGACAGCAGCCAUUGGGGGGGCUGACAUGCCGGUUGUUAUUACUGUCUUAAACAGCUAUUCCGGCUGGGCACUCUGUGCUGAAGGAUUCCUGCUUAACAACAAUUUAUUAACCAUUGUGGGUGCCCUGAUUGGUUUUUCUGGUGCCAUCCUGUCUCAUAUCAUGUGUGUGGCUAUGAAUCGCUCUCUUGUUAAUGUGAUUCUUGGAGGAUAUGGUACUACUUCAACUGCUGGUGGGAAGCCAAUGGAAAUUACUGGCACUCAUACAGAAGUGAAUAUGGACAGUGCAGUUGAUAUGAUAAAGGAAGCCAAUAACAUCAUAAUCACUCCAGGUUAUGGCCUCUGUGCAGCAAAGGCUCAGUAUCCAAUUGCUGAUUUAGUGAGAAUGCUGAAGGAAAGAGGCAAGAAAGUCAGGUUUGGUAUUCAUCCUGUGGCAGGUCGUAUGCCUGGACAACUGAACGUAUUGCUUGCAGAAGCUGGUGUACCAUAUGACAUUGUUCUAGAAAUGGAUGAAAUUAAUGAAGAUUUUCCAGAAACGGAUCUGGUCCUUGUCAUUGGAGCUAAUGAUACGGUUAAUUCAGCUGCCCAAGAAGAUCCAAAUUCUAUCAUUGCUGGAAUGCCUGUUCUUGAAGUUUGGAAGGCAAAGCAGGUGAUUGUGAUGAAGAGAUCUCUAGGUGUUGGAUAUGCAGCUGUUGACAACCCCAUCUUUUACAAGCCCAACACUGCCAUGCUUCUAGGGGAUGCUAAGAAGACUUGUGAUGGUCUGCAGGCCAAAAUGAGGGAGUUAUACCAGAAUUAAAUAUUAAAAUAUACUCUUUGGCCAGUAUGAACAAAAAAAAAAAAUCUAAAAAGUGUUAUGUAUCCACGUUAAAAGAUAAAGGUUAGCAAGUGUUCUUGAAAUGAAGUUCUAAAAAAAAAAAAAAAGAGAGAGGAACAUUAAGGUCCAGAAAUGCACAGGGUUUUUUUUACAAAAGAGCAGGAAAAACAAAAAGCAAAACAUUAAAACAUUGACGUGAACAUUCUUGAGCAGAUCAGAACCUGGAAUACAUACAGCUGAAUGCAGUCUAUUUUAGAGGAAUUUUCCUUUGGCAACCACAAUCUAACACAAUGAGACUCAGGAAUUUGGAGAAUCUAUUUUAUGUGACAUAAGAUAUAAGGAAAACAACCAUUAAAAGUUUUGUGGCUUCAGAGUUUGUUAAUGAUUCCCAGUAAACAAUUUGCUAAUCAAAAUUUCAGAUCCUGAACAGGAUAUUGAUCAGCCCCACUACGUAGACCAGAUCUGGGAAUUAGCUUUGCAGGAAGACUUACUUUGAGAAUGGCUGUAAUAACAGAAUCGUGUGUAUCUGAUUGUGCUGCACCUCCUCUUCCUUCUUACACUUCAGUGAAUUAGGGAGGCAUCUGCCUGAGCCACUUUUGAAUGUUAUCUUCUUGUUGUGGACUUAAAAAAAAAUGCUUCAAUCCCUUUUGCUUAAGUAAUGGUUUCUGCAUAUCUCUGUCAAAGCCAUCUUCCUUAUCUCUACAGUAUUUUAUGAGCAUCUACUUAUAUGAUUCUAAACAACAAUGAUGAUAAAGUUGGUAAUGAUGAUGAUGAUGGCCACUUUUGAAAUGUAUUUUGAUACAUUCAUAGUACAUUUAAUGUAUUUACAGAAGCUGUUAAACAUAUGUUGACUAUAAAAUGAAAUUUCAGACUCUUGGAAAUACCUUUUAAAUUCAUAAUUUAUUUGUGCAGAUAUGCUAAACCAGUCACCUCUGACAAACACACACAUGUACACAAUCUCACACACAAAAUUCAGAUGACUGAUCUUCCUUUUACUUUAAAUAAUACAACUGUUGGAAGCUUCAGUAUAGUGAUAAAUAGAUUUUUUAGUGGCUUCCAACACAGUCUUGAAUAUGUUUAGUGCACUUGAGUGAAACUCAGAUGUAAAUGAAAUGAAUUUGUCAUGUUUGCAUAAUGAUGUAGCAAGCAUCUGUAGUGACAGAGGCAAAAUAAAUAGCUGUAACUGUGUUAGAAAGCCUUAACAUCUGGGCAAAACAGCCUACUAUGAAGUGAGUUAAACUUAGCCCAACUUGACUGUUUAUAAAUCCUGAUUUUAUCAUUGGGCUUAUGACCUCUUAAUAGCAAAUGAAAAUUAUACCCAUUUAGCUACCUCCUGUCUUCAUAUGUUGAGCUUCCUCUAUGUGGAAUAUCAACUUAUAACAGUGAACUAAAUCCAGUUUGAGCUUCCAGAUCCACAGAAUCAAGAGAAAAUAAAUGUUUUUAAUGAAAUUCCAUUUGUUUUAGUAGAACUUUUCAGAAAAAGCACUCAGCUAGAUGAUGUUCAGUGUUUCUCUUUUUUAAUUCUGUCCUUUUUUAGCUGCUUAGCAAAAACUAAUAGUGAAACAUCAGUAGAUUAUUCUGCUAUAUAAGGAAACUUGAGCCACAACAGGGCAGCCCUGUUAUAGCAAGAUUUGUUUCGGGACCUUACUUUCAUUGCAUUGGUGCUAUACAUUUCUAUGUACAGCCUGCAUGCAAAUGUGACCUAGAAAAAGAGCAUCAGUGAAAUUAGCCUUGGAUUAUUUAAUGCUGCCUUAAAGCUGUAGCCUUUGUCUUGUUUUAAUAUAUUGUUUUAAUUUGAAGAUACGCAAACCAUUUCUAAGAAAAUGCAAAUUACAAUUGCAAUGUUAGAAUUGGGUUUAUAUUAUGUAACAGGAGAGAAUUAUUUAAAUAAAAAAGUGAACAAAAUAUCUAUUCUGCAAAA